Dovyalis caffra is the source of this 426-nucleotide messenger RNA. Lineage: Eukaryota; Viridiplantae; Streptophyta; Magnoliopsida; Malpighiales; Salicaceae. The record is from the annotation of a GenBank genome assembly.
AUGCUUUCUUUUCAUAGUCUUUCCCUCUACAAUAUUAAGCAACCAUUAUCCCUUCCUCAAUUCUCCUGGCUAGCCAACAAGAAGACUACGCCAAUAGUUUCUCUGCGGCUAACACGUAUAGAUGGUCGUGUUUCCAAGAAAACAAGCAAAAACCAAUCUUGUUUUGUUCCUUCUUUUAUUGUCCAUGCAAUAGAGAAAGACUCACAAAACUUUGAGAUAGACUCAGAUAAGGCCAAAGAUGCCCUUCAAAAACUUGAUCAGCAGCUCCAAGCAUUCUCAGAGAAACAAAUCAGCCCUCCAAAAAUAAGAGCUUCUGACGUGAAACUUACAAGAGAUGAAAUAACAGAAGAAGUGCCAGAAGUUUCAGGGUCUGCCCUAGCAUAUACAGCUGUGGCCAUGGAUAGAAACAUUGGCAUCCCAACUUGA